GUGGAUGUUCGUGUUUUUCGGGGGCUUCUUCCGGUAGUUUAUGAACUGUUUGUUUUGCAUGUGGUGUUGGGAAGCACUGCCAGUAACAAGCCAAGAGGAAACCUGUUAGAGUGUUUAUGUGGUUGCAGUUGGAGCGAAUGUUUAGUCUGGUUUGAAAAUCCGCAACGGUCAAUCAAUCGUCGAAUUAAAGGUGCAACUAUUCUCUGACGUUGUCUGAAGUGUUUGUUAGUAUUAUGAUAGUUGGGGUAUCCAAACUAGCUGCAAAUAGCUAUCGGGGAAGAAUAAAAUUUUAUUUCAAUUACUUUUGAACCCAGAUCGAUUGAAUAUCGGCAGAAACGAAAACUGUCUAAGGUUGCGAGCAGGGAGACGACUCAAUUGUCGUCGAGAAGAGCAAGGUUCCCGUUGAAUUGGAGAUCCGAGUCAAUUAGCGUCCCGGGGUUAAUGAGUGGAGUAAACAGUUUAAAAAUGAGCUGUGAAAUUUGCGCUGCGGUGGCAUCGAAGUAGUUUCGUGGCCAAGUCCGCCCGUUGUUGUGUUGCCGUUCGAGAAAUCGCUGGCUGAGUGUCGGACCGAUCCAGGGGGGGUUAAGGUGGAUCGAGAAGCAAGAAGAAAGUGCGGAGUUCCGAGUCAUAUCUUGGAAUAAACAGUGAUAUUUACAGAAAUCUGUUAGCCGUGCGAAAUCGUGAUCGAUAGUUUCGAUACAAAUGUUUAUGGAUGAGCGUGUUGAACCACGGUCAAUGUGUUUGUGUGGGUUGGAGAUUUUUGAUUCGGUUUGAAGGCGUAAGAGUUUUCCAGGGGAAAUCCAUCAGCAGCCAAUAACAGAUUUCUUCAAACGACCGGAUGCACAUUCAAUUGGCCGCCGCCACCAUCAUUCAAAUUGGAUUACGCACAAAACUUUUCCAGAUAAUGAGACACUUAAUUAUAAUUGGUAAGCUACUCCCUCGACAUGAACAUGAAGCAACGUAAAUAUUCAUCUGGGAGCAAUCCUUCGUGAAAAUGCCGUUCUCCCGUUUAAGUGGUUGAAAACUGUACGAUAAGUGAGUGGCAGAAAUCAGAAGAACCUUUUUCAGUUCCGCCGGGCGGGAGUGGUUCCCGGUAUUGAGUAACGGUUUCCUUUUGGGAAAUCCGUUCAACAAUAAUGAGCGUAUGUAGCGCGAGGCGGAAACAGCUGGUGGUUGUCGUGGUGCUUUUCCUGGUGAUGGUAUGGGCCGUCCCGCUGUUGGGAAACGAGUCGUUCGCGUUGCCGCAUACAGCAUCCGAAACGGAGUCGGUGUUGCCGCCGGAUGGUAACCAAACUCUGCCACCGGAUGUAAAUUGCACCUUCCAGCCACCACCGCUCUUGAAGCGGGUGUGUCAAUGCUGGAACUCGGCGGACGAGUUUCUCGAGGAAGUGCACUGCCGCUGCGAGGGAAGUACCAUGAUGCGGGUUCCACAGAAAUUGACAACGAUGCAGAAGCUCACGCUGGAGAAGGUGGGCAUCAAGCGGCUACGGGAGAACGCCCUGGCCGUGUACGCAACUGGGCUGCAGGAUUUAUUUUUGAUCUCCCUGUCAGACUUUCAUCACGUUGAGCCCCGUUCGUUUGCCAAGCUGCGGAAUCUACGCACUUUAUACAUAGCACAUGCACCCAAACUCCAGUUCCUGGAGUCGGGGGUUUUUGAGGGCAUUUCCACCAAACUGAAGACAUUGCGCAUCAUCCAUUGCGGACUGCUGGCGGUACCGGAUAUGCGAAUGCUCUCGGUUCACAUUAUUCUGCACAUGGUAGAUUUAGACGGUAAUCAAAUCCAGGAAAUUCACGAGAGAGCCAUUCAAAUAAAGACUGAUGAAUUAAUUUUAGAUAAUAACGCACUCACCGCCAUCCACGGUGAAGCUUUCUUCGGUUCACAGGUAGCAAAACUCAGUUUAAAGCUUAACUUCAAAUUAAAAUACAUUCACCCGACUGGUUUCAAAGGAAUGCAGAACAUCAGAGAGCUGGAUCUCUCCGGAACGGCGCUGGAAGUCAUGCCGACCGAAGGUCUGAGCGAACUGGAAGUUCUCCGGAUUCAGAAUACCCACUCGCUGAAAACCAUUCCGUCGGUUUACAAUUUCAAGAAUCUGCAAACGGCAUACCUGACGCACCCAUUCCACUGCUGUGCGUUCCAUUUUCCGGACCGCCACGACCCGCACGCCCACCAGGAGGAUAAGAAAAAGUUCAGCGACAUUCAGGAGGUAUGUCACGCCGGAGGAUACGCCACGCCUCAAGUGAAAGUUGGCCUUUACGGCGAGCGGGCCACCGAUGGGACCAAACGAAUGAGUGACCAAAUUGUUGAAUUUGUAGAAGAUGACUGGCAACGAGAAAAACGUUCCAUCCGUGAUCCACUUCUGGCUGAUGAAGGCAACGGUUUCUUGCGAUUCUUGUCAAGAAACAGCAUCAAUUUCCGGUCAGAUGACCAGCAUGACAGUCUUGCGUCGGGAGGCUCGGGUUCCGGUCCGUUGAGAAGUGAAAACUUUUACCAGUCCAUCACCGGGCUGCCGAUAGACACUGUCAUCCCCGAUGAGGAAUCUAAUCUGAACACAGUUAAUCCUGAAUUUGGGGAAUUCCACACAGUGGUAUUGAAGCCCACUUCGAUGGAGGCCAUUUGCGGAAAUUUGACACCCACCAAGUUUGAUGUUAAGUGCUACCCGAUGCCGGAUGCGUUGAAUCCUUGCGAGGAUGUUAUGGGAUUCGACUGGUUGCGGGGCUCCGUCUGGGUGGUGCUUCUGUUGGCUGUGUUUGGAAACGUUGCAGUGCUGGUAGUCCUGUUCUCUAACAGGUCUGAUUUAACCGUUCCGAAAUUUCUCAUUUGCCAUCUGGCUUUCGCCGACUUGUGCAUGGGACUCUAUUUGCUGCUCAUUGCGUCUAUCGAUGUGCACUCGAUGGGCGAGUAUUUCAACUAUGCGUUCGACUGGCAGUAUGGUUAUGGCUGCAAAUUCGCUGGUUUUCUUACAGUCUUCUCUAGUCAUCUAUCAAUCUUUACUCUGACCAUUGUCACUCUUGAACGAUGGUUCGCAAUUACCCAUGCCAUCUACCUCAACAAACGCAUCAAGCUCUCAGCGGCCACCUACAUCAUGAUCGCCGGUUGGAUCUACUCGGCAGUCAUGGCAGCCUUCCCGUUGUUCGGAAUCAGCAACUAUUCAUCGACGAGCAUUUGCUUGCCAAUGGAAGCGCGCGACACGCUGGACAUUGCGUAUCUGCUGACGGUGCUCGGUAUCAACGGAUUGGCGUUCAUCAUCAUCGUCAUCUGCUACGCUCAAAUCUAUUUCUCGCUCGGUAAGGAAACCCGUCAUGCCGCCCGCCCGGCCCACAGUGGUGAGAUGACGGUGGCGAAGAAAAUGGCGCUGCUGGUAUUCACCAAUUUCGUCUGCUGGGCACCGAUAGCUUUCUUCGGUCUAACAGCCAUCGCCGGAUAUCCGCUGAUUGAUGUAACGAAUUCCAAAAUUUUGCUGGUAUUCUUCUAUCCACUCAACUCGUGUGCAAAUCCAUACUUGUACGCCAUUCUCACCAUGCAGUAUCGAAAGGACUUCUUCAUGCUAUUAUCCAACUACGGUUUGUGUACGCAACGCGCCCAACAGUACAAAAUGACCUACUCGCUUCCGACGAACACAAUCCAGAUCGUACCUGCUAGAGGCUCCCUGACGACCACAUUGAACACUGUGUCGAACCCCAACGGAACAACAGUCGUAAGCCAGAUGACCAGCAGCGGUGCCAAUAUGGACCAUGGCUCAACGGCGAACAGUCUGAAUGGGCAUGCUACCAAUGUCACGGUAAUGGAGGAGGUGAAUGUGAUAACGGAAAAGCUCAGCCUGACGGGUAGCUUGAUUGUAGAACAGGAGAAUGAAACUUUUCUCUGAAGCAAGUCAUGAAUGAUGGGUGGCACUUUCACCCUUAGUUUAGGAAGUGUUGGAAUGCGCUAAAAUAUCAUAAACGAAGUGAAAUUGAAUCUCGAUAUUUGGUGCUUCAGACAUAUUGAACAACGUAUGUGCCUGUGCGGUACUGACAAUGAAAAAAAAAGCAUGAGGAGCAAUUCGAUCGCCAAAUUGUUCUAACUGAUUGUUGAUGUACCAAAUUGGACAUUUCAUUUUCCAUUCGCAUCCUCGUUAAAAAUUCACAACUGCAGUAUUGAAAUCGUGUUCGUAACGCCAUUAUACUCAAAGUAUUAUAUCAAACAAUGCAGAAAAUUUAAAAUUCAACGAAAGCAGCUUGCCGAUCGAACGACUUCUAGUGUGAUACGUUAUCAAAGUAUAUUUACCACGCUUCCCAUGUUGUUUACAAAUUAUCGUCUUCUCCCGCCAAUAGCAGAAGCAAAAAUACGACAAAUGUUCAUUCCCAAACAAAUCUGAAUGUGAUACUGGAUCCUCGGUGUGUGUAUUCUAUUUGCUAUUAUAUUAGUAGCUAGUCUUAAGAAAUGUUGCUUGGGUAUUCGUUAUCACUUGGAUGCAUCUGAGAUCUGUCUCAAUUCUCGAAUUAAACUCAAACAGGAGAACGAUUCCCAUUCUCAUCUCAUUUUAACAAAUUCAUCUCAACUCGAAACAGAAAAAAACAUCAAUGUUAGCAGAAUCUUUUUGCUAAAAUGUGUGUUCACUGCUGGAAGAAUCACAAAAAUAAGAACUAAUACGAACCAUUUUUCAUUUGAUUGCUUUUUAUAGGAUGAAUAUGGAAGCUAUGAGAUGAAGAACUGGAACAGUUUCCCUAUAAACUUGAAAGUGGCAGUUCUAAAACUACAAUUGGCCAUGUCUACCGACCGACCAAGAUUUUGACAAAAUCAGAUUCGAGAGCAUAUCAACUUACAUGGCACUCGUCACAUGGUUCUCUAUAUUUUUCAACUGCCACUUUUAAUUUUGAUUUUGAGUCGAUAAUGAGGAUGAACGCAUGCUAGAGACGGAUUGUGAAUUGUAAUGAGUGAUUUGUAUAAAUUAGCUGAUAGGCCAUCGGUUAGAGAUAUUAAACAGGAUAUAGAGAGGAUUCAGCAAGAUGAAGCGAUAUCGAUAGAGUUACCAAUAAAUCCAAGUUUUAUGUGCUUGAUGAGAUGA
Armigeres subalbatus is the source of this 5045-nucleotide messenger RNA. It is a transcript of the gene Lgr1, whose product is annotated as lutropin-choriogonadotropic hormone receptor. Gene Ontology annotation, biological process: adenylate cyclase-activating G protein-coupled receptor signaling pathway; activation of adenylate cyclase activity; hormone-mediated signaling pathway. The transcript has 16 exons. Gene Ontology annotation, cellular component: plasma membrane. The coding region runs from base 1137 to 3866 and encodes 909 amino acids. Lineage: Eukaryota; Metazoa; Arthropoda; Insecta; Diptera; Culicidae. Gene Ontology annotation, molecular function: G protein-coupled peptide receptor activity; protein binding; protein-hormone receptor activity. The record is from RefSeq and is a predicted model, not a curated record.